CUUUUACUAAACACUAGCAGCAAGGUCGAGCUCAGGUACCGCAGCUUGACAUUUUGGGUAAUCUUUCUUUAGUCAUGGGCUGCUACCGCAUGUCAAAAACGUGGUUCAGUUGCUGACAUGCAGUGAGCAUGAGGGCGUUUCAGGGAGUUAGUACCGACUGUCUACCGUUUUUUAUUUUUGCAGCAUUGUCAAUGAGUUAUCGUGUGAGUGUAAGAUUUUAGCUUUACGUCGCGUUGUAAACACAGCUAGCUGACAGCAGCUAGCUCAGUUAUUUACAUAUAAACAUGGGCUCCGCUCCCAAUCACGGCACCGUUAACGUAACAGAGACAGGACUGCCCAGCAAACCCGUGCCUGCUGUCUCGGUAGUCGCACAUGUCCAGCAGGUCUUAGGCCAUGUAAAGAUUGAAAACCUGGUCGCAGGACUCAGUGGGGGAGUGGUGUCAACACUGGCGCUUCACCCACUGGACCUGGUCAAAAUCAGAUUUGCAGUGAGUGAUGGCUUGGAAUUACGACCGAAGUACAAUGGCAUACUGCACUGUAUGAAAAGUAUCUGGCAGCAGGAGGGACUGAGAGGACUGUAUCAAGGUGUGACACCCAAUAUUUGGGGUGCUGGAGCGUCAUGGGGUCUCUACUUCUUUUUCUACAAUGCAAUCAAAGGGUACACAAAGGAAGGUCGUCAAACUGAACUGAGUGCCACAGAACACCUGGUGUCUGCAGCUGAAGCAGGUGUCCUAACACUCACCCUGACCAACCCGAUCUGGGUGACAAAGACCCGGUUGGUGCUGCAGUACAAUGCUGACCCGACCAGUAAACAGUACAAUGGGAUGGUGGAUGCUCUGGUCAAGAUCUACCGCCAUGAGGGAGUGCCUGGACUAUACAAGGGUUAUGUUCCCGGUCUGUUUGGCACGUCGCAUGGAGCGCUGCAGUUCAUGGCCUACGAGGAGCUCAAGAGAGACUACAACAAGUACAAGAAAGUGCCUUCCGAUGCAAAGCUGAAUGCAUUGGAAUAUAUCACAAUGGCGGCAUUAUCCAAAAUAUUUGCUGUGGCCACAACAUACCCGUAUCAGGUGGUGCGAGCUCGCCUUCAAGACCAGCACAAUAGAUACAAUGGAGUUAUUGAUGUCAUAAGGCGGACAUGGAGGAACGAAGGCGCCGCCGGAUUCUACAAAGGCAUAUUCCCCAAUUUGAUACGUGUCACUCCUGCCUGCUGCAUCACGUUUUUAGUGUAUGAGAAUGUGUCUCGCUUCCUUCUGGGACAAAAUAAAUGAGGUUUAGAAGAAGAGCACGGAGCUGCAAAGACUCCUGAGUUCACACACACAAAGAGGAAAGCAGACUGAAAGUGAACUCCCACAGCACAUGUAGAUGUGCUGAUGUGAGAUGUGAGAAGCUUUCAUCUUCACUGAAAAUGAAUGAGGAAGUUGCCAAACUGAGUAACAGAAUCAACAGUGGAUUUUCUUCCUUUCAAGACAGAUCCUGGAAUGUGAUGAGGAGGUAUCAUCUGUCUCUGAUUCAUCUGAAACUCUCACCAUGACUGCUCACCCCAGUGGAUGCAAUGCUGUUGUGUUAAACUGAUGUCUAGGUCUGUUUUUUGGGCUUGUAUCAGGGAAGAGAGAUAAGUGAAAUAUUUCAUCAUACAGUAGUUAUGUUUACAUUUUAUUUUUCUUGCGGCAGAAAGGGACACAAGCUGAAAUGUUAAAAGCUGAUUAUGAACAGCAAAUAGAGAUCUCCUCAGGUUUCUAGUUGAUUGUGUAUGUAAUAUUAGUUUGUCUCUUUUAAAUUAUGUCUGUAUAUGAACAGAAAAAAUGGAGAUGGUGUUUUGUCUAAAUGCACCAACAUGUCUUCAAAAAUGCGUUCUAGGUUGACAUUAUCUUUGUUUUCUUGCAACAGAUUGUGACUGCAUUGCUUUAUAACAUUUUGUUAUAAAAUCCAAAUUAUGCUUUC
Seriola aureovittata is the source of this 1941-nucleotide messenger RNA. Its product is annotated as mitochondrial folate transporter/carrier-like. Gene Ontology annotation, molecular function: FAD transmembrane transporter activity; folic acid transmembrane transporter activity. Bases 285 to 1268 code for a protein of 327 amino acids. Gene Ontology annotation, cellular component: mitochondrion. The record is from RefSeq and is a predicted model, not a curated record. NCBI's taxonomy places the organism in Eukaryota, Metazoa, Chordata, Actinopteri, Carangiformes, Carangidae. Gene Ontology annotation, biological process: nucleotide transport; folate import into mitochondrion. The transcript has 7 exons.